Anarrhichthys ocellatus (wolf-eel) is the source of this 444-nucleotide messenger RNA. Its product is annotated as cytochrome b-c1 complex subunit Rieske, mitochondrial-like. Bases 100 to 444 code for a protein of 114 amino acids. Gene Ontology annotation, molecular function: quinol-cytochrome-c reductase activity. NCBI's taxonomy places the organism in Eukaryota, Metazoa, Chordata, Actinopteri, Perciformes, Anarhichadidae. The transcript has 3 exons. The record is from RefSeq and is a predicted model, not a curated record.
UCUGGUAAAGCACAUCAGCGAGGUGCACGUCAGAUUUUUACUCGCAAGGUCGGGUCGUGUCCACAGUUUCGACGUGGGAGUCCCUUAUUCUGGGCAAAGAUGAUGUCCAUGUCCGCUCGUGCCGGGGCUCUUUCCCCUUACUUGCAGGCAACAAAACAGACAGUUAAAAGCCUGCGGUCCUCUGCUGCCAAGGACUUGGUGCCUUCUGCUGCUCCUGGGGGGAUCCGCCUGGCCCAUACAGAUAUCAAGAUUCCUGACUUUACAGACUACCGUCGCCCCGAGGUUACGGACCCCAACAAGUCCUCCCAGGAGAGCAGCGAGGCGAGAAGGUCCUUCUCUUACCUCGUCACUGGAGCGACCACUGUGGUUGGUGUGUAUGCCGCCAAGACGGUGGUCACCCAGUUUGUCUCCUCAAUGAGCGCAUCAGCAGAUAAAGCAUCAUAA